Messenger RNA from Drosophila ficusphila, 1602 nucleotides. Its product is annotated as alpha-tocopherol transfer protein-like. Gene Ontology annotation, cellular component: membrane. Lineage: Eukaryota; Metazoa; Arthropoda; Insecta; Diptera; Drosophilidae. The coding region runs from base 379 to 1314 and encodes 311 amino acids. The record is from RefSeq and is a predicted model, not a curated record. The transcript has 8 exons. Gene Ontology annotation, molecular function: phosphatidylinositol bisphosphate binding.
ACUCAGAGUUGUUUUGGCCGCGUUGCCAUUUGGACGUUCGCGCAUUUCUGCUAAACUUCCGCUUCGAAUCGCACCAGCAUUUUCGCGUCCUGUCCGAAAAAUCAAAAAAAUCGAAACACCCCCCACUCCAACUACCCGACCCCUUCCGCUGCCUUUUUUGGCCAAUUGCAAAAGUUUGUCUAGAGUGAAACGUGAAAUCUCUUAGUUUACCUUUGCCAAAAAACCAAAAAAAACAAAAUAAUAAAUAUCUCUGUGCUGUUCGAGGCGUAUAAUUUUGUGUGUACUUUUGCGUUCGAACCGGUGAACAACCAGCGGCAGAUCACGGAUCCAAAGACUCAAAGACCCACAACUGAGAUCACAUCACAUCACAUCGACAGAAUGGGAAAGGCGGAGUGCAUUAGCUACGAUGAGCACCAGUUGCCCUACAUCGAUUUGGGAACCGCUCGGAUUCGAAUGGAGAAGGAUCCCGCUCCGGAAUGGGCUUUGAAAAAAGCUCAGGACGAACUGAGGGAGUUGCCCGGCAUCAAGGAGGAGGCCAUCAAGCAGCUCAGGGAACUGAUUCAAAAUGAAAAGUUUCUGAACCUGCCGCUGGAUGAUGAGUACAUGAUGAUGUUCCUGCGUCCAACACAUUACUAUCCGGAUAGUGCUUUGAAAAGGCUCAAGAACUUUUACCAUAUGAAACUGAAAUACGGAGCUGCUUGUGAGAACAUUAUUCCCAGCAAGUUGCGAAAUGUUUUCGAGGCAAAUAUUCUAAAUUUGCUGCCCCAAAGGGAUCAGCAUGGUCGUCGUCUUUUAGUGUUGGAAGCAGGCAAAAAAUGGAAACCUUCGCAAGUGCCCUUGGUGGAUUUGUUCCGUGGCAUUCAACUGACAGUUUUGGGUUCAAUGGUCGAGCCCUAUUCACAAAUUUGUGGAGCAGUUGUUAUCAUCGAUAUGGAGGGUCUGCCACUUAGCCACAUUACGCAAUUUACACCAUCGUUUGCCGCCAUGUUGCUGGAUUAUAUUCAAGAAUGCAUCUGCAUGCGUUUAAAAGCCGUUCACAUUGUGAAUAAUUCAUAUAUAUUCAAUAUGCUAUUCGCCAUAUUCAAGCCAUUCAUUCGCGAAAAGCUGCGCAAGAGGAUCUUCUUCCAUGGCAAGGACUACAAGUCCCUGAUCUCUCACAUUGAGGCCAGUGCCUUGCCACCGAAAUACGGUGGAUCUGCCACUUGGGAAUUGCCACCCGGCAAACUCCUGGGAGAAUUCUUUGAGUGCUAUUCCAAAGAUUAUGAACUGGCUGACAGCUAUGGAUAUACUGAGGGCUACAAAAUGAAGAAGUAAAAGUACAAGAAAUCCCCAGAUCCUCAAUUACCCUUUUGAUUUGUAUUUUAGUCACAUAAGUUGGGUCAUUUGUGAUAUUGCAAAUAUUGUCGUACGUUAAGUCUUAGUACCUUUGCCCUUAAAAUUUAAGGCUCAGAAAAAUAUACACAUUUAUUGGAAAGAUCAUGAUUGAAGCAAUAAUUUUGUUUAGCGACUUGUAAGCAUUAAACCUGAAACCAUAUAUACUAAAUAUUUUGUACAAUUGUUAUUCAAGUAAUAAAGAUGAAUAUAUGUUGUAAAAACUUCAAA